This is a messenger RNA of Ostrea edulis (European flat oyster), 3285 nucleotides long. RefSeq names its product tyramine beta-hydroxylase-like. The record is from RefSeq and is a predicted model, not a curated record. The transcript is spliced from 10 exons. Gene Ontology annotation, molecular function: copper ion binding; dopamine beta-monooxygenase activity. NCBI's taxonomy places the organism in Eukaryota, Metazoa, Mollusca, Bivalvia, Ostreida, Ostreidae. Bases 194 to 1924 code for a protein of 576 amino acids.
ACAGAACCAAGCAGCCUUCCUCACGGCGCGUGCACUUCGGGGAUUGUGAAAUCACUUGCGAGCUGCCGUGCAGCAUGAUGGGAAAUUUAAUCAUCGACAAUUAGUGAAUGCUGGGAAGCCUCCGUCAUGCUAGUCGUCCCUUCGAAUCAGGAAUUAAUGCAGAUAUCAGUGAAGGAUAAACGUUCAGACUAGGAUGGAAGUAUUUGGGUCUUUCCUUCCUUUCAUUGUGACGUCAGGCCUGCUGCUGCCUGGGGUGAAUGGUUAUCCAGAUUUCAAAUCAGAGAUUCCAAAUGGAGAUAAAGUUCCGGAUCCCUGUAAUAAAGAUAAAUUAUGGUCAGGUGUUGGGCAUUUAAAGCCCGGGGGCGGAGGUCCCAGGAACCCGUUCGGCAUAAUGUUUGCAAGCAACGGAAAGACCUGGGCGGGGAUUGUGUGUGACUCAGAUUCUGAUGGGGACGGUGUCACGAAUGGAGCGGAGCUAGGCGAUCCUGACUGUGAAUGGGUUAAAGGUCAAAGGCCUAGUAGAACACAGAACAUCACUCAUCCAGGUAUCUGUGAGCCUCUGGAUAGUGAACACUGCAGAAAGAAAAACUCCUGGUUGUCUUGUCCUAAAGAAGAACGUAAAGAAGACUCCUUCUGUCCAGAAUUUUCCCAACCAGAUGUGAAAACUCUGGAUCUGAAGUUAGAACGAACGACAGUACCGUCCACUACAAGCACAUGGAUGUGUCAAAUACUACCAUGGCCAGUAGAGGGAGACUUUCACGUGAUCGGUAGCAAGCCUCGUAUUGACAAUGAUGACAUCACACAUCACAUCGUCGCCUUCGGAUGUUCCGGAAAUGUCCGCAUGAAGGAAGGGCCUUACGAGUGCAGAAUGACUCCUGACAGACAAUGUCAGGAUAUUCUUCUGACGUGGACAAUGGGAUCCCGAGGGGAGUGCUUAUACAGGAACGAGGGGUUCCGAGUGGGUAACAACGGCUACAAAUUCAUCGCUCUACAGGUACACUGGAAUAACCCCAAACAGACGGCGGGCUACACGGACGCUUCCGGUUUACAGAUAUUCUACACGAGUAAGAAGAGGCAAUUUGACUCCGUGAUCAUGGCUGUGGGUCAGCAAUAUUUGGCUAUUCCACCAAACACCCUCGGUGCUGUUUUCAACUCAUCAUGUACCGCCUUUUGUACCGAAAACAUGUUUCAGAAACCGAUCUACGUCACCAGGGCUGUCAAUCAUAUGCAUUUGUUAGGAAGAAAACAGAGGAUCAGUAUUUACAGGGAGGGACAGUUUGUUAAGGACCUCACAAACGAUCAGAAAUAUGACUAUAACUCACCAAAGUUCUACAGGUUUGAUCCACCUGUUGAAAUUCGGCCCGGGGACGAGAUCCGCACCACCUGUACAUACUCCAGUAUUGGAAUCAACAGCACUACUUACUUUGGCAACAGUGUAACAGACGAGAUGUGCUACGGCUUUCUGACUUAUUAUCCGAAACAGAAAUCCUACACUCAGUUUUGUACGUCAUUCAAGAACGUGCUUCUGUGCAAGCGUUAUCUUCCUCGUCUACAAGGUAUUUAUGACAAUUGUCCAUGGAAGAAUUUUCGAGAAGGAACAGACGCAGCAGCAGCAAAUCUCACAAAGCAAAUCACGUCAGAAUGCACAAAUAAGACCUCUUGUUCCAGAGCAUGCGCCGAGGCGGUAGAAAAACUGUCAAAGCACCCAUGUUUGCAAGGGGAAAUUCGGGAUUACAUUAUCGCACGUUGGCGACUGAGCCAGCAGUUCAACGCUUAUGUUGAAAUGUGUAAGGACAUCAUAUCAACAGAACCAUCCUACACAGGCGCGAACAGAUCCAAUUCUAACAGGGUGUAUUGUCGUCACACAAACAUUGUUAUCUUAUCGAUGGUAUAUCUAAUUGGUAAUUUAAUUGUGUAUUCUUAAAAAAAUAUUCUAUAUCAAUAACUUUACAAACUCUGUCUAUAUGUAAACAACUUUCAUUAACACAGUAAAGAAAUACUUUACAAAACCUGCUUAUAUAUAAAAAGCUUUACAAAACAAGUUUAAGAACCACGAUGAAAUCUGAAAAUAGGCAACAACGAAACACCAUGAAUAGGUAUGAUAUCAUUUUAGGUGAAUUAGCAUUCUGAUAUCAAACAAUUUACCAUACAUAACAAGAAACAUAUUUUACUGUUUAAGGAACAAUUCGAUGAUUUCCUGUGUAAAUGUAGUAUAACUUUACUUAUCAUUUUCCUCCUUAUAAUCAAAGCUGAGAGAGAGAGAGAGAGAGAGAGAGAGAGAGAGAGAGAGAGACUAAAAAAGAGCUGGUAUAAUUCAUCAUUUGGCUCACUCUUGACAGAUAAGAUAAGAUAAGUUUAUUCCAAUUUUGGGCCCAGAGGGUUUAUGUGUAUUUCUGUAUGUUUAGAAUGUGUGUCAGGCUGCUCUGCGCUAUGUUUCCCUUGUUUAUAUCUGGUUGUCCCCCUUGUUUAUGUCUGGUUGUCUCCCUUCUUUAUAUCUGGUUGAGGCCCUUGAUUUGUCUUGUUGUUCACCUUGAUUUGCCUGGUUGUCCCCCUUGUUUAUAUCUGGUUGUCUCCCUUGUUUAUAUCUGGUUGUCCCCCUUGUUUAUAAUCAAUCACAACUUCUUUCACCUACACCAUGAAGUUGAAGUAGGCAAACUUUGCGUGUCAAAACAAGUACUAGUACCUGGCGCGGAUGCUCAUUGGUCAAACUUCACGUGUCACAACAAUCACUGUCGCAGAUGCUCAUUGGUCAAACUUCACGUGUCAAAACAAUUACUAUCGCAGAUGCUCAUUGGUCAAACUUCACGUGUCAAAACAAUCACUGUCGCAGAUGCUCAGUGAUUAGAGCGUUUCAUGGGUUCCCCUUGGUAGUUCGCUCAUACCUUAACCGCGCCGAACUGAAGACGUAAAGAUACGUAGUGAUUGUUCCUUUGUCAAUCGCGAGUUGCUGGUCUAACCCUCCCCCUUGCUGUAACACCCCCCCCCUUGUUGUAAAGCCCGGAGAGAUAGGCUAAGUCUGCUGUCCAAUCCCAUCAAAUUAUUUGAAUAAAUAUUGUUUAAACAAUGGAACCUGUGUAAAUUGGACGCUUCGCGAGCCGAAACGUUCGAUAAACUGUACACAUAUUUCAGCUCUGAACUUUGAUUUAUGUUGUAAAAGGAAAAAUGUACUGUAUAAAUGAUUUUGUCAAAUCGGAAAAUUAAAUCAUGCUACCAAGUAUAAUCGCAUUAGGCAAGAUCAGAAGAAAAAGCGUGAGCGUGUAUCAAUAGGGACGUUCGAAAGAAAAA